Molecule: messenger RNA, 1671 nt
Organism: Diabrotica balteata
Lineage: Eukaryota; Metazoa; Arthropoda; Insecta; Coleoptera; Chrysomelidae
Source: the annotation of a GenBank genome assembly
AUGUACUCGGAGGACCAAGAAUCGCACGGCCUAUUAACCUUGCAUUAUGGCAAACACCAUGCUACCAUAGUUGACGAAAUUAAAACUUGCUUUGCUUCAGAGAAUUACGCCGACAUGACAUUCGUAUGUGACGACAAAACAACACUGAGUGCUCACAAGUUGAUAAUGGCGUCCGCAAGUCCUCUAGUUCGCCGCAUACUCGGAGAGAGUGCCCAUGCUCAUGGACCUAGCGUUGUCCUCAUCCCUGGAAUUAAGAGUAACCACCUGCGCCACCUUCUAGAUUUCCUCUACAAUGGACAAGCUUGCAUCAAGUCGAGUGAACUGGAUAGUAUUCAAGAGCUAUUUGAGUUACUCCAGAUCAAAUCGGAUAUAUGGCAGUCUUCUGGCUCUGAAGAGGCCAAAACUCAGUCCGAAGAUGACAGCAGCUGGACUGCUCAAGACAAUGAAAACUCCAAUCCAGUCACAGUGAAAAAAGAAACCGACGACGACGAGAAAGAAGAGGGAGAAAUUAAAGAUGAUGACGAUGAUACCACAAACGAUAACAACUUGGAAGAACAAAAUGAUGGAUCUCCGAACCCAGUGAACUUGUCAUUGAACACGAAGAAUUUAAAUAAUGAUGAAAAAUCGGAAGAUUACGAGAAUAGUUCUGAUAAGUCGGAUCAGAAGAACUCAGAUGUGCUAAAAAUUGGCCAGUCAACCGUCAAGAUAGCUUCCAAGGUUCAUGAACUUUCUCAGUUUCACCAGAAUCGAAUGAAACGUAAAAGUGUGUACAUAGAACCAAUCGACCUCAAACAUCAAGACGAACUAUCUCAGCUGAAGCCCCCCAUAGCCGAUCAAAAGUUGAUCUCGCUAGUUCAUAGCCCAGACAAUUACGUAGUUACUCCGCACAGAAAAAGAAGACCAGGCUUUUACAACGCUCCAGCACAAAACACCGCGUUUGUUCCUUUUUCUCCUUCGUACAUUGAUGAUGCAACACAUCAUCACCUUAGAUAUAAGAAUCUUCCUCCGUUAUUGGCAGCUCACCAUCCGCUUUCCCUUUCUGCGCCUCCAUACUUAGUAGACCGAACACAUACACCAACGCCAGGCCAGCAUCCAGACACUUCCGGACCAGCAGAUAACGUUGUAGUUAAGUACAGACCACCUAGUGCAGAUCAGGGAUUGGCUGCGGAUUCUUACCAAGCAUUUGAGCACACAUGGGGCGCUUGGUCCCUGUGCCAAACCCAAGUCAAUGCUCCUUCAGGAAAUGAAGACUCUAGAGAACCUCCUCCUUCGUUUUCCACCAGCAGCAAUGACGACGCAGCUGAAAGUUCUUCUCAUGCAACGGGUAGUAAACAAUCGUUACCAGCAGUUCAAGUUCGGGAGUAUCGGUGUGAAUAUUGUGGUAAACAGUUCGGAAUGUCAUGGAAUCUCAAGACUCAUCUACGUGUGCAUACUGGGGAAAAACCUUUCGCGUGUAGAUUGUGCGUGGCGAUGUUUAAACAAAAAGCACAUUUAUUAAAACACUUGUGUUCUGUGCAUAGGAAUGUUAUAUCGUCGAAUGACGGCAAUUCCGGGCGAUUUAACUGUUGUUUCUGUCCAUUAUCGUUCGAAUCUCUACCAGAAUUAAUAAGACAUUUAUCGGGACCCCAUAAUAACUUGCUGCUAAGCAAAAACAUGCAUGAACUCAAGUAG